Messenger RNA from Westerdykella ornata, 699 nucleotides. RefSeq names its product 5-formyltetrahydrofolate cyclo-ligase-like protein. Bases 1 to 699 code for a protein of 232 amino acids. Gene Ontology annotation, molecular function: 5-formyltetrahydrofolate cyclo-ligase activity. Gene Ontology annotation, cellular component: mitochondrion. The record is from RefSeq and is a predicted model, not a curated record. Gene Ontology annotation, biological process: tetrahydrofolate interconversion; folic acid-containing compound biosynthetic process. The transcript is spliced from 3 exons. NCBI's taxonomy places the organism in Eukaryota, Fungi, Ascomycota, Dothideomycetes, Pleosporales, Sporormiaceae.
AUGGCCGCCUCGACAGCCGCACUGAAAAAGGAAUUGCGGACCAGGAUGAGAAGGAUACUGGCUGACGUCCCGGAAUCUGCCAUCGAAACCCAAACCACGAAUGCAGUGAAGACGUUGCUCGGGACUCCCGAGUAUCAAGCAGCCAAGCGCAUCAGCGUCUACCUUUCCAUGCCUACAGGGGAGAUAUCUACCUCUGGCAUUGUGCAGGACGCAUUGAGGCAGAAGAAGCGUGUCUUCAUCCCUUACACAUACAAGCCUAGGUCGCCUGCACAUGGCCAGCCCAAGUCUAUUAUGGACAUGGUGGAACUCAAAUCCAUAGCUGACUAUGAAGGGAUGCAAAGGGACAACUGGGGCAUUCCUACGCCAAGUGAGGACUCGCUGCCUGCGCGUGCUAAUGCAUUUGGCGGCACUGGUCUUACUGAAGGCGAGACAAAUGCACGGUUGGGAGAAGAUAGUGGGUUGGACCUCAUUGUAAUGCCUGGCAUGGCAUUCGAUGCAGAUUUUGGGCGGCUCGGCCAUGGCAAGGGAUUCUAUGAUUAUUUUCUGCAGCGAUGUCGCCAAUCGUCGCGGAUGCCUUUUCGAGUCGGUCUAUCAUUGAUGGAGCAGUUGCUCCCUCCCGGCCAGUCUGUGCCUAUGGAUUCGACCGACUACCGUCUCGACGCGCUGGUCCUCGGAAGCGGCGAAAUGCGCCGGGCCUGA